Molecule: messenger RNA, 3134 nt
Organism: Ostrinia furnacalis (Asian corn borer)
Lineage: Eukaryota; Metazoa; Arthropoda; Insecta; Lepidoptera; Crambidae
Product: prostaglandin reductase 1
Exons: 6
Coding region: 41-1054 (337 amino acids)
Biological process (GO): prostaglandin metabolic process
Cellular component (GO): cytoplasm
Molecular function (GO): 2-alkenal reductase [NAD(P)H] activity; 15-oxoprostaglandin 13-reductase [NAD(P)+] activity
Source: RefSeq, a predicted model, not a curated record
UUGUCUGAAUCAGUAUAGAAAAGCCGAUCGUUGAAUCAACAUGGUGGUGGCAAAGAAAUACACGGUUGUGACUCCAUUUGUCGGGGAACCCAAGGAAAGUGAUUUUCAAAUCGUUGAAGAAGAAUUACCAGCUUUACAAGAAAACGAAUUUCUAGCAGAAGCAGCAUACUUCAGCGUUGACCCCUAUCAAAGAGUAAAACUCGGCGCUAUUUACCCAUGUGACAUGAUCGGAGGUCAAGUAGCGAAAGUAACAGAGAGCAGAAACCCUGAUUAUCCCGUUGGUGCUUGGGUCAUGGGACAUUUUGGCUGGCGAACACACACCGUCGUGAACCCGGAAAACUCGAAAUUUUCUAACCAAAAGCCUUAUCUGUACCGCUUACCCGAUUUUGGAGAAUUACCCGUGUCUUUGGGACUCGGCGUUUGUGGAAGAGUUGGAAAUACUGCAUACUUCGGCCUUACCUCAAUCUGUAAUCCCAAGGCAGGAGAGACCCUCGCCAUUUCAGGAGCUGCCGGCGCUGUGGGCUUACAUGUGGGACAAAUUGCAAAAAUAUUAGGUUGUCGCGUGGUUGGCUUCGCUGGGUCAGACGAGAAAUGCGAAUGGCUUGUGAAAGAGCUUGGAUUUGACGCGGCCAGUAAUUACAAAACUGAUAAUAUUCAACAAUUCCUAAAAGAAAACGCUCCUAAUGGCGUAGACUGUUACUUCGACAAUGUUGGUGGGGAAAUCAGUAGUAUGGUCCUGUCCCAAAUGAACAACUACGGGAGAGUGGCCGUUUGCGGGGCUAUUGCUAGUUACAAUGAAACUGAUCCAGAAAAACGAAAAGCAACUAUAAUACAGCCAUUCGUUGUCGGCAAACAAUUAAAAAUAGAAGGAUUUCAAGUCAACAGAUUUGCUGAUCAAACAAUGGAAGGAAUUAAACAAAAUCUGCAGUGGGUUAAAGAGGGCAAGCUAAAAUACCGAGAACACACCUAUGAUGGCUUUGAAGCAGCAGUUGAAGCUUUCCUUGGAUUAUUUACAGGGAUGAAUACAGGAAAGAGUCUCGUCAAAGUGUCAUAAAAACAUUUUUAUUAAGCUAUCUUAAUGAUUAUAAUAAAUAUAAUAUAUACAUAUAACAUUAUUAAAGCAUAUUCAAUACAACACCACACCUUAUUAAACCUUAAUCACCUGCGUUUGCGUCGCUUAGGAGCAGGUUGGUUCGAAUUUUUUUGGUCAUAUUUAUUUAUGAACAACUCUUCAUAAAUUAAACUAUUAGCAUCAGGACUUAAAAACUUUGACAGCUCUUGGUAAAGUUGUUUUUUGUAUGAUUCUUCCUUACACGAUGUCUGUGUGGCAGUUGAUUUACGAGGCUGAGAUUUUUGGUUUACACACUUUUGUAACUCAGCAAUUUUUUUAGAGUUUUGAUCUAUUUUAUCUAUUAAAAUAUUUUCCAUACGCUGCAUUCUGGCUUCUAUGAAUUUCAUAGUAUAUUCAUGUCUAUCUGGCAAUUCAGCUUCUUUUGAGAGGUAGGAACCAAUAUUUUGUUUGGAACUAACUUUUUCUUUCAACUCCUUUCUCUUUGGACUAUCUGCAACGUUUUCAGCAUUUUUAUCGUGUUCAUCUAGUUUUUCUAAACAUGUUUCUAUUAUAUCACGCAACUUUUUAUUAAAAUUUCUCUUCUUUUCUAUAGCAGCAACCCUCUCAGGUGAAAUUUUAUUUUUUAUUGCAGGUGGUUUGGGAAUUAUUUCUCUUAUUUUCAUGCCUUUUUUAUUUUGUACUUUUAAAGGCCUUGAUUUAUUAUCUACCACUAUAUUUUUAAAUUCAUCAACUUUCUUUGGGAUUACUUCAGUGGUACUAAUUGUUUGUUGUGUAUUAUUUGUAAUAUCUGGUUGUAAAUAACUUAUUUUUUCUUUUUUGAUUGGUAUUACCAGGGAUACUGGAACAGGUUCCAGUUUAUCACUUAUUUUGAUAGGGCCUGUGAUUUUUUUGUCACAUAGUAUCUUGAUUUUAGGUUUUUUAGUUUUAUUUGAAUUUUUUUCCUGAUUUCGAAUUUCUUGUUGCUGUACUUCUGUGCUAUUAUUUAUAAUACAAUUGUCUUUAAUGUCGUACUUUUCUUCAAAGUUAUCUACUGGGUCAUAUGGAUUUCUGUAACCCGAGGGACCUUUCAAAACUAACAUAUUUUCAUGAAAUUGAGUAGAUGUUUCAGGAUACUGAAUUUCUGAGGGUUGUUGAAUGUGGCCAUAAUUAUUUUCAGAAGUCAUUGUAUGGUCUUCCUUUUGUGGCCAUUUUAAGUUUAAAUCGGUUGGCUGUUCAAUAACUACAUUAGUGAAUGUAUUAAAGUUGUUCAUAUUGGCUAUCAUAUUAUUAUUCUCUUGGUUUAAAAGUAAUUCAUUCAAAUCUUGAUUUAAAGGAAUAUUGUUAUAGGUUUCCUGAUUCGUAAUAACAUUAACUGACCCUUGAUUAUCAAGCAAAUUUUUAAAUUCAUUAUUUGAAAUGGUAAAUACAUCAGUGACAGGCUUCUUGCCUUUAUUUGACCUUUUGCUACGAGUUGAAACUCUUGUUAUUUGCUCUGAAACCUCAUUUGUUGUACUAAUGUCAGGUAGCGUUGCAUUUUCAAAUUCUGAUAUUUUUGUGUUCAGUUCUAUAUUGCUUUCAGUGGGCAGAGUAUUAAAAGUAUUUUCAAUGUAUUCCUCUUUCAGUGUAUCAUAAGUAUUUUGACUACUUUUAGUCUCCGAUUUAAGUUCAUUAGUGACAACUUUAUUGUUCCAUAUUGUUUCAUUCAAUGACUGCUUUUCCCAGGUAUCACCAUUGGUGAGAAAAUCUGCGUAAAUAAUUGAGGACUUACUUUUAUUAACAUACUUGUUUGGAACAUUCUCACUAUCGUUUAGUAUAAGAGAGUACACAUUAACAGCAGCAUUAGCUUCCAUUGUUGAUUGCUCAUCUGAAGUGUUACUAGAGUCACAGUAAGGCCCAUCUUCCGUAGGUAUGGCAUAAUGAGUCAGUCGUUCUUUCUGAAAUUAAUUAAAACAUUGUGUAAAGAAAAUGUUAUCAUCAAAUCACAAUAAGCAUAAGCUUAUUCUCCCAGUUUAAAUACUUUAUGAGUCUUUGUUUUUAUAAGUGCCACUUGUGUCUAAACUGAAUAAAUAUUUUUUGAUUUUGA